Gekko japonicus is the source of this 788-nucleotide messenger RNA. RefSeq names its product C-factor-like. Lineage: Eukaryota; Metazoa; Chordata; Lepidosauria; Squamata; Gekkonidae. The record is from RefSeq and is a predicted model, not a curated record. The transcript has 5 exons. Bases 1 to 759 code for a protein of 252 amino acids.
AUGGCUCAUCAGCUGCGCUGCCGCUCCGUGCUCAUCACCGGCUCCAGCCGGGGCAUCGGACUGGGCCUGGUCCGGGGGCUCCUGGCCGCCUGCCCCGCGCCCGACUUCGUCUUCGCCACCUGCCGCUACCCGGAGAAGGCGCAGGUAGAACCUUUCUUUCGUGACCGCAACCGCUUUCUUUCCUUGACUCCAGAUGUGGUUUCCGAAAGCAGCAUCAAGAAAGUGGUCAAAGAAGUGGAGGAUAUCGUCGGGGAUAAAGGGUUGAAUUGCCUGGUCAACAACGCUGGUAUCAACGUGGUGGCCACCCUGGAAGAAGUCACGGCGGAAACCAUGCUUCGCAUCUACGAGACGAACACCGUUGCCCAGCUGAUGGUCACCAAAGCUUUUCUCCCCCUGCUGAGGAAAGCCGCCCAGCAGAGCACUGGGAUGGGGUGUCACCGCGCGGCCGUCGUGAACAUGUCCUCGAUAUCGGCUUCCAUGGAGCUCGUCCAGGCCGAUGACUUCCGGAUGGUGUACCCUUACAGGAUAGCGAAGACGGCACUGAAUAUGAUCACGAGGUGCCUCGCUGUCGAUUUGGAGCCGGAUGGAAUCCUGUGUAUCUCUCUGCACCCAGGCUGGAUUGAAACGGAUAUGGGAGGGAGCCUGGCUCCCUUGAAGGUCCAGGAGGCCAUUCCCGGGAUCCUCUCUGUUCUGGCACGUCUCAGUGAAAAAGACAACGGGAGGUUUCUCAAUGGCCAAGGGGGGACCCUCCCCUGGUAGCAGAGAGGCACGGAUGCCGGAGACCACAA